Molecule: messenger RNA, 2801 nt
Organism: Drosophila virilis
Lineage: Eukaryota; Metazoa; Arthropoda; Insecta; Diptera; Drosophilidae
Product: neurofilament medium polypeptide
Source: RefSeq, a predicted model, not a curated record
UCUUGGUUCCGUCUUGACUGUGGCUGUUGGCAGAGUUUUUGUUCAGCCGCGAGCGAGUCCUUGUGGCAAUUGUAAGAAAGCGUAGGAGUGACGCCAUGUUGUGAAAAGUGUCUACCAUUUUUAUUUGCCGUCGUCAAAUACAAAGAACACACACACACACACACACACACACAAAAAGCAAAUACUAACUGCAACGCAAAAGCAUUAAAAAGCCCAAAUACAACAAGGAGCAAAGUGCAACUUUUUUUCACACCACCCAGCGACAGAGACGUCCAAAAAAAGAGGAGCUGUCGCGUCCAUUGAUUUGUUUGUUGCCGCACUUCUAAGGCAGCUGUCGCCAUGGCCGGCCAAUUUGUUGAAGCUGUUGCCAUCCUGGGCCUGCUCGGCUGCAUUGUCCUGGCGACGCCCCAGCGAGGCGCCUACUCGCUGCAGGCGGCCGUCGAUGAGCUGCAUCGCCGCGAGGCUGCCAAGUAUCCAUUAAACGCGCCGCCCCCCUCGGCACGCUUUGCUGCGGAUCAACUGGACGAUUGGGACGAAGAUAGCGAUUUAUUUGGCACCGGCACCGGCAACAAGUAUAAGAAUCGGAAUCGCCAUAGAAUAAAUAAAGCACUUGCCAAGUAUUUAGAGCGCGAGAACGAGAGCUACGAGCCGGGCCUAGGCGCCCCCUACGAUGGCUACGAGUUCGACGAUGAGCGCGAGCAGCAAACGAAUCCCAGCAAUCUGUUUGUGGACGAGAAGCGAAAGCGCUCCUCCUCGCCCUUUAGGGAACGCGACGAGCAGCAAUACGAGAGUGGUCCGUCCGUGUUCCGUGAGCGUGAGAAUCUAGGCGGGAACGCAGUUGCCGCCGGCGGCGAUCCGUCGCACAGCGAGCUAACCGAACAGUUUCUGCGCGAGAUCGAGGAGGCCGGCGAGCACGAUCGUCAGGAACGUUACAAGGCAGCGCUGCGUCAGCUCUGGGAGAAGUAUCAGCAGCAGGAGAACGAGCUGCACGGCAAGGUUCAGGAUGAGGAGCUCGAGGAGCAGCAGCUAUUCGAGCAAAAGAAACGCAUGCGCGUGCCGCCCUACUAUCUACUCAUGCAGAAGAAGCGCUCGUAUCCGGUGCUGCCUUGGCUGCCGUACAAUGCGGACAAGAAGAAACGCUUCCCGGUGGCCAAGCGUGCGGCGGGCGAGUCACCGCUGGGCAAGACCGACGAGCGUGUCGCCCAGGAACUGAGCGAGCUAUUUGGCAGGCCACUUGACCAGCAGCAGCAGCAGCAGCAGCUGUCGGAGGAGAAGAAGAAACGCUCCACCGAGGAGCAGCUGAAGGCGGCGCCCACCACGUUGCUGCCGGAGACAGCGGCUACGGCCACGGCUCUGGGCGAUAUGCGGCUGGAGAUCAACUUUCAGCGCGUGAACGUCAGCAAUGGAUUGGCCAAGGAGCCGCCGCCGGCACAGCCAGCGGCACCGGCACAGCCCGCAAAGCCAGCCGGCACAGGUGAGAUGGUCGUGCAUGGACAUGCGGGACAUCAUCGCAAGCGCAGUGAGCAUCACUCGGACGAGGAGUACGGCGAGCACGAUGAGCACGAGGGCGAGGGCGAGGGCGAGGAGAGCUCCGACGAGGACGAUCACGACGAAUUCGACGAGGAGGAGGAGGGCGAGGCCGACGGCGAGGGCGAUGCUGCAGAUGCUAACGAGCGACGCCGCAAAAAGAAACGUGCGGCCAGCGCCAAGCAUAUGCAUGGUCCCGGCGUUGGGCAUCUGAUGCUGCGCGCGAAGAAGUCCAUCGAUUGGUCCCAAUACUUUGGACUCGAUCGCAAGAAGAAGUCGGAUCAGAUGUCCGAAGGCGAGUCGAAGAAGCGACGCGAUGAAAUCGGCAACAACAUUAACAGUGAAGGACCGGAUGGGGAGGCGCACAAGAAGAAGCGCGACAUUGAUCCCGAGAAGUUGGAGAGCAUGGACAAAAAACUACAGUCCAUUGAGGAUUUCAUUAUUGAUGAAACCAUCAAGUACACUGGUGCCCACGAGGGCAUCAAGAAUCAGGACGAGAUACGCAAGCUAAAGGAGCAUGUGCUAUCGCGUCUGGCCACCGCCUACAGUCUGGAGAAGAUGCGCCGUGCGCUGGACAAGCUGCGUCAGUCCGUCGACGCUGAGAAUCAUCUGUUGCGCAAUGUUAUCGAUUCCGAUUCGGAGGAGAACACGCUGGACAAUAAUUGGACAAACAAGAAGCGCUACAGUGUACGCAAGGAGCUGGCCGAGGAGCAGUCGGAGGAGCCCCAGCAGCAGCUGAAGAAGAAGCGCAGCGGCUAUAUGCGCUAUCCGGAGCAGCCGAACACCAUGGACGAGGCACUUACCAUGCAGGGCACACCCUACGAGACGCUCAACGACGCCUAUCUGGGCAACAAGAACUACAUCAUUGGCUCCAAUCAGUGCCCAAUUAUCGAGUCCAUGGCCGAGCGUUGCCGCAGCGUUGACCUAAUCUCCGGCGACUUAAACCAAGAGCUAAUGCCCCUCUGUGGCGUCCAUCAGAUCUGUUAUCUCUGUGGCGCCUCGCAGGUGGCCUGCGACUACCAGUACCUGGCCGAGGCGGACACCAUCUGCGGCAGCAGCAACGAGUGCCAGGCGGCGGCACGGUCCGUGCUCAUGAUAUUGCGCGGCACGCCCGGCCGUCAGCUGGGACCGCGCGAGUGCUUGAAGAAUCCCUGCCUGUACAGGGCCAUGCGGGAGAUUGGGCUCUAAGCGAGCCAAAAGUUUAACUAAAAGCCAAAAAUUCAAAACAUUUCUUAACGUCCUUUUGUGUGCGUUUCAAAAGAAAACAACAAAAA